Messenger RNA from Scatophagus argus, 8888 nucleotides. Its product is annotated as nipped-B-like protein B. NCBI's taxonomy places the organism in Eukaryota, Metazoa, Chordata, Actinopteri, Scatophagidae. Gene Ontology annotation, biological process: regulation of gene expression; brain development; replication-born double-strand break repair via sister chromatid exchange. The record is from RefSeq and is a predicted model, not a curated record. Gene Ontology annotation, cellular component: Scc2-Scc4 cohesin loading complex. The transcript has 47 exons. Bases 411 to 8270 code for a protein of 2619 amino acids. Gene Ontology annotation, molecular function: chromatin binding.
AGAGAGGGAUGGGGGGGUUAUAAACAUAACCUCUCCGUUUUUUCUCCGCUCUUGGCAUUUGAUGGGGCCAGUUUAAGAUGAUGCUCUUAAUCUCCCAGUAGAUAUGUUACCCGCAAGAAAGAAGAAAAUCCCCGAGUCCUCCAGACGGGAAUCACUGCCGCUGUGUUAGCAUUUUACUCAGAGGAGCUGUUUGAACGGUGGGACGGAGAGGGAGCUAGAGACUCUUCUCCAGCUCCAGCUGCCAUCCUACUCCUGCUCCUCCCCCUCCUUCACCACCACCUCCUCCUCCACCAGAACCACUUCUCUUUCUCAUCACAUUCAGAGCAUUUUUGGAGAUGUGAGGAAUAGGAAGAGAUUGGUGAUAUUGAGCAGCCUGUGCAUUGACACGACCUCUUGACCUCAUCUUCAGCAUGAAUGGUGAUAUGCCUCAUGUUCCCAUCACUACUCUUGCUGGAAUUGCUAGCCUGACAGACUUGUUGAACCAGCUGCCCUUGCCUUCUCCUCUCCCCGCCACCACUGCUAAGAGUCUGCUCUACAAUGGAAGGAUCUCCGAAGAGGUUGGCAGCCUUCUGUUGUGUCGAGAUGAAAAUCUGGUGACUCAGCUGGCACAAAGCCUUAAGCAGGUCUCCACCGAACACAUAGAGCUGAAGGACAACUUGGGGAAUGAUGAACCCGAGGGUGACAUGCCAAUGCUUCUACAAACUCUGCUGUCCAGGAACCCCAAAAUAUUCAGGGACAAAAGUAUGUCAACCCAGUACAAGGUUUGGGGUGGUGUAAUGCAGCAGCCAAUGAUGCAACAGUAUAAGAUUUCUCAGAAUCAGGUGCAUGGGAGUCCAGGAUCAAAUUAUCAGCAAACCACUGUCCCUCAAAGCCCCUCUGGGUGCUUUACAUCCCCACAGUCUGGCUCAGGUACUCGGUUUGUACCCCAGCAAAACAGCCCUAUUCCUAGUCCCUAUACCCCUCAGAGUCCUGCAGACUAUAUGCAGUACAAUCCACCCAAUUAUUCUCAACACCAACAGCAAGUUGCUGGUAGUGUGAGGAAUAUCCAUGACAACAAGGUCUCUGGACAACUAUCAAGUAAUUCAUCAAAUCAUAAUGUGAGACUAGGCUCAGAGGGGGACUACAUGCACAUGGCUCACAGACUUGGAAAUGAGGAGAAUGACCCCUCCUUGAGGGCUGCCCCUUUUCCCGUUAGAUCACCACAGUCUGUGUGUUCUCCUGCUGGGAGUGAAGAGACUGCAAAAACAGGGGCCAGGCCCCCUCUUAUCAUGCAAUCACCUCCACCUGACGUGCCACUAGCUGUAGCGCCUGACCGGCUCUUCACCUCUGCUGACCGCAAAAAGAAGCAGAAAGAAAGGAGUAAAGAAGAGAUGGACAAAAAUGCCUUGUAUGGCAUUGUUAGUUCCCCAUCAAAAGACUCUGCUAGGUUGACUUUAAAACUGUCACGUGUGAAGAGUUCAGAAAUGGAUCAACCUGGAGAACUUCACCCUGGGACACAUAUUGAUUCAGACCAUGAAACUGAUUUGAGGAAUAAUAAUAAUCAGUUGUCAAGGACUGCCCGGGAGUUGUCAUGCAAGUUAGUUGCCGAGGAACAGGCAAACUGUCAUCAGAUUCCUGUUCGGCCAACUAUCAGGGACUCUGGGAUCGUCAGUGGGGUUGUGUUUGAUGAUGCUGAAAUAGACACACUUGCAGAGAUUGACAGAAUGGAACGCGAGUCUGGCAGUGAGAAAGAGAGGUGGUCUAAAGAGGUCCAAGAUAAAGAUAAGCCACUGAAGAAACGUAAGCAGGACUCGUAUCCUCAGGAAUCCGGAGCUGAGUCAAGUGACGUGCCUACCAUACAAGGGGCCAACACUGACAGCAAUUUGACACCCAAGAAGACGAAUGCCUCAAGUAAUGGUGGCAGUCGGCCUGCUUUGAUGGUCAGUAUUGAUCUGCAGCAAGCUGGCAGAGUGAUAGGGCAGCCUGUAGUGGUCUUGGAAGCACCGCAGUUAUGUGAGGACCACAUACAGCUUAUAAAGUCAAAGAAUGAUGGAAAAGUGGAUAAAGUUGUUGAAAACAGGCCUGUGAUCAUCAAACAACAUACUGAGAACCCCAGGAACUCUGGCUCAGAUGGGCAAGCAGAAACCCCUAAACACAAACUGGAAAAACGGCGCGAAUCCAAACACAGACAUGAUGGUAAAACUGAGAGUGCAAAGGGACACUCACAUGAUAGACAACCAGAUAAACAGACCAAACAUGACAGGCAUUCAGACUCACACCACAGAGAGGAAAAGAACCACAACAGUCACCGGCCCCAUGUCAACCAACAUAAGAUUCAAAAAUCCAUGAGCAGGGUGGAGUGCAACUCCAGACACGGAGAAGACAAAGUCAAGGAUCGAAAUAAGACUAGAGAUCGAGACAGAGAAAGGGACAGAGAUCGAGUUAAAGAUAGAGAUAGAGACAGGGACAGAGACAAAGACAGGGAAAGGAAACACAAAACAUCAAGGGAAAACUGCAACAGACGCUCUCCUGACCGGCAUACGAAACCUGAAAGCCCUACAUUGAAGCAAGACAAAAGCAGAAAAUCGACUGACCUCAAUGGUCGACAGAGGGCGGAGUAUUCCAGCCUUAGCAACGCCCAGAAUAAGGAAGAGAAGAGAAGCAGGGAUGGCAGCAUUAGCUGUCAAAAUAGAAACAAACAUCAGCUGUUCGAGACAAAACCCGGUGGGUUCCCGUCAUACCUGCUGAGUGGCAAGUCAGGAAGUCUGAAGAACUUUGUGAUUCCCAAAGUAAAGCGGGAUGGCAAAGGUAAAGAUUCCCAACAUCCAGAUGAAUUGAAAAUGGACUGGAAUGAACCCCAUGUCAGGCUGGAGAGAGUGUCAUUACUAGAGAACUUAAACAAAGGAACUAAGCCUGUUGUUGUGAUUAAAAGACUAAGUAUUGAUGAGGUAAAAAGGAUCAUUAAGGAAAGCAGGAAUGCACAGAGUUCCAGAUCCAGGAAGUGGUCUUCCUUUGAGAAACCAGACAGAGAGAUGUCACUUUAUGAGGGAACAAACAAGCGAAAACACAACAUGAUCAGUAAGAGAUCCAAGUACGCUGAGGUGGACUCAGAUGAAGGCAAUGAUGAGUAUGCGAGGAAACGGCACAAGAAAGAUCACAACAAGACGUGGAAGUACGAAGAGAGGAGAGGUUCUGGAGAGCAACUGCGACGAGGAGGUCCUCAGAAUGCUCGCCAGGGGUCUGGUAACCGCCGCCGUGAAUGCAGCCCGGAUGAUUUAAGUGAAGGCUCUUCACCACAAAACAUGAGUGAUGUUGCCAGAAAGUUGAAGAAAAAGGAGAAACAGAAAAAAAGGAAGGCAUACGAAUCGUUAGAGGAAAUGAUGGACUCCUCCACAUUUAAGAGAUUUUCGGCCACACUGGACAACAUCCUUGAGAACCUUGAGGACGUGGACUUCACUGGUGCAGAUGAUGAUGAGAUACCUGAAGAGCUCUUGCUUGGAAAACACCGGUUGAGCGAACUAGGCAGCGAUUCUGCUAAACUUAAAGCUAUGGGCGUCUUUAACAAGUUACCGUCGGAUAAACUGGUGAAAAUUUUGAACAUCCUGGAGAAGAACAUUCAGGACAGUGUCAAACUUUCCACAUUAAUGAACCAUGGUAAUGACUCUAUGGAGGAGGAGCGGCUGUGGCGUGACUUGAUCAUAGAACGGGUGACAAAGUCUGCUGACGCCUGUUUGACUGCGCUCAACAUCAUGACAUCUCCACGCAUGCCCAAAGCCGUUUACAUAGAGGAUGUGAUUGAGAGGGUGUUGCAGUACACCAAGUUCCAUCUGCAAAACUCUUUGUACCCUCAGUAUGACCCGUCCUAUAGAGUGGAUCCGCAUGGAGGUGGCGCGCAUUCUUCAAAGUCUAAGAAAGCAAAGAGUUCCACCCACAAACAGAAGGUGGUAGUCGUGCUCUACAACAAAGUGUGUGAUAUUGUCAGCAACAUCUCAGAGCUCCUGGAGAUCCAGCUGCUAACUGACACCACAAUUCUCCAGGUGUCCACUCUGGGUAUUACGCCAUUUUUUGUGGAGAAUGUUAAUGAGCUCCAGCUAUGUGCCAUCACACUAGUGACAGCCGUGUUCUCUCGUUACGAGAAGCACAGGCAGCUCAUUCUUGAAGAGAUUUUCACCUCCCUGGCAAGACUGCCUACCAGUAAACGCAGCCUCAGGAACUUUAGGUUAAACAGCAGUGAUUUGGCUGGAGAGCCCUUGUAUAUCCAGAUGGUCACAGCACUGGUUUUACAGCUCAUCCAAUGUGUGGUGCACCUUCCAUCAGAUAACGAUGCAGAGGAUGAACAUAAUAAGAAGGUGGAUAAAGACGUCUUCAUCACAAACUCUUAUGAAACUGCCAUGAGGACGGCUCAGAACUUCUUAUCAGUGUUUCUUAAAAAGUGUGGCAGCAAGCAGGGAGAGGAGGACUACAGGCCUCUGUUUGAGAACUUUGUUCAUGACCUGCUGUCUACAGUCAACAAGCCUGAGUGGCCCGCAGCUGAACUGCUGCUUAGUCUACUCGGACGGCUGUUGGUGCACCAGUUCAGUAACAAGCAGACAGAAAUGGCACUCAGGGUGGCAUCGCUGGACUACCUCGGCACUGUUGCUUCUCGCCUGCGCAAAGAUGCAGUCACUAGCAAGAUGGACCAAAAGGCUAUUGAUCGCAUCCUGAAAGAGACUCCAGACAGUGAUGAAGUUCAGCAGCUUCAGAAGGCCUUGCUAGACUACCUGGAUGAGAACAUUGAGACAGAUGGAUUGAGACACUCUCUGGUGUUUGCCAGGAAGUUUUAUAUUGCCCAGUGGUUCAGAGACACUACAAGUGAAGCAGAGAAAGCGAUGAAGUCUCAAAAUGACAACGACGAGGACUUAAAAGGUCGAUAUCAUUCCCAAGACGUUGACUCAACUGCAGAGAUUAUGCAGAAAGCUGAGGCACGAAAGAAAUUCCUCCGCAAGGUCAUCAGGGCUUCACCACCACGUUUCAGUUCUCUGAGGUUAAACUCUGACACAGUAGACUAUGAGCACUGCUGUCUGAUUGUGAGAUACCUGGCCUCUAUGAGGCCGUUUGCACAGAGCUUUGAUAUUUAUUUAUCACAGAUUCUGAGAGUGCUGGGUGAGAGUGCUAUUGCAGUCCGAACUAAAGCCAUGAAGUGUCUGUCUGAAGUAGUAGCUGUGGAUCCAAGUAUUCUGGCACGAUUGGAUAUGCAGCGUGGGGUUCAUUGUCGCCUCAUGGACAACUCCACCAGUGUGCGAGAGGCAGCUGUGGAGCUCCUUGGCCGGUUUGUGCUCAGUCGACCGCAGCUCAUUGAGCAGUACUAUGACAUGCUUGUUGAAAGGAUAUUGGACACUGGUAUUAGUGUAAGGAAGAGGGUCAUUAAGAUCUUGAGGGACAUUUGCCUGGAGCAGCCGGACUUCCAUAAGAUCACUGAGAUGUGUGUCAAGAUGAUCCGAAGGGUCAAUGAUGAGGAGGGGAUCAAGAAACUGGUGAACGAGACAUUCCAGAAACUGUGGUUCACUCCCACACCAAGUCAUGACAAAGAUGCCAUGACGCGGAAGAUCCUGAACAUCACAGAUGUGGUGUCGGCUUGUAAAGAUUCAGGCUACGACUGGUUUGAGCAGCUUCUCCAAAAUCUACUGAAGUCUGAAGAGCAAGCUUCCUACAAACCUGCCAAGAAGGCCUGUGCUCAGCUGGUUGACAAUCUGGUGGAACAUAUACUGAAAUAUGAGGAGUCUCUUGCAGACUGUGAGGACAAAGGAGUGAACUCAGAUCGUCUCGUUGCAUGUAUCACUACUCUCUACCUGUUCAGCAAGAUCAGAGCACAGUUAAUGGUCAAACAUGCCAUGACUAUGCAGCCAUACUUGACCACCAAGUGCAAUACGCAGAAUGACUUCAUGGUGAUAUGUAAUGUGGCAAAGAUCCUGGAACUGGUUGUUCCUCUGAUGGACCAUCCAAGUGAGACUUUCCUCACUACCAUAGAGGAAGACCUGAUGAAGCUCAUCAUCAAAUAUGGCAUGACGGUUGUACAACACUGUGUGAGCUGUCUUGGUGCUGUUGUCAACAAGGUCACACACAACUACAAGUUUGUUUGGGCUUGUUUCAACCGUUACUAUGGAGCUCUGGCCAAACUGAAGACCCAGCACCAAGAGGACCCCAGCAGCCCCACUCUGGUUACCAACAAGCCCACUCUCCUGCGCUCGCUGUUUACUGUGGGGGCUCUCUGUCGACACUUUGAUUUUGACCAAGAGGAGUUCAAGGGUGCUAACAAGAUUGUCAUUAAGGACAAAGUGUUAGAGCUUCUGUUGUACUUCACCUCUCAUGAAGAUGAGGAGGUCCAGAUCAAGGCCAUCAUAGGUCUAGGCUUCCAGUUCAUCAUGCACCCAGAGCUCAUGUUUGUGCAGGAUGUGAAGGUUCUGUAUAACAGCAUCCUGUCAGAUGAAAACAGUUUGGUCAGUCUGAAGAUCCAGGUGCUGAAAAAUCUGCAGACAUACUUGCAAGAGGAGGACUCUCGAAUGCAGGAGGCUGAUCGCGAGUGGAAGAAUCAAUCAAAGCAGGAGGAUCUGAAAGAAAUGGGUGACAUCUCAUCAGGCAUGAGCAGUUCCAUUAUGCAGAUUUACCUGAAGCAGGUGCUGGAUUCCUUCUUGCACACGCAGUCCACCGUUCGGCACUUUGCUCUGAGUGUCAUUACACUGACUCUCAGCCAGGGCCUGAUCCAUCCUGUGCAGUGUGUGCCGUACCUUAUUGCCAUGGGAACAGACCCAGAGCCAACCAUGAAGAACAAGGCUGAUCAACAACUGGUGGAAAUUGACAAGAAAUAUUCAGGCUUCAUCCAUAUGAAGGCCGUAGCAGGUUUGAAGAUGUCUUAUCAGGUGCAACAGGCCAUAAAUGGAUCCAAAGGUGCAGUUGUUCGUGGUUUUCGCCACGAUGACUCUGACUCUGCCCUGUGCUCUCAUCUCUACACCAUGGUCCGUGGGAACCGGCAACAUAGACGGGCUUUCCUCAUUUCUCUGCUCAACCUGUUCGAUGACAGCACCAAAACGGAGUUGAACAUGCUGUUGUUCGUAGCGGACAGCUUGGCCUGCUUCCCCUACCAGACCCAGGAGGAGCCUCUUUUCAUCAUGCACCAUAUAGAUAUUACCUUGUCUGUCUCUGGUAGCAACCUGUUGCAGUCUUUCAAGGAGUCUUUAAGGAAAGAGCCCGUGAAGCAGGAAAAGAAGAUGAAGACAAAAAAGAAGAAGAAGAAGAAGAAGAAGCCUCAGAGGAGGAAACACAGCUCUGAUGAGGAUGAUGAUGAUGAUGAUGAUGAUGAAGAGAGCAGCAGUGACUCCAGCAGCAGUGAUGAGGACGAUGAGGUAGUCCACAGGCCAAAGAAAUCUGUGAUUUCAGACUCUGACUCUGAGGUAGAAGAUGAAGAUGCACUGAUGGACCGUCUGCCUGAAAACCCCAUCCCUCUGCUGGACUUUGCCAGUGCUUCACAGGGUAUUCUGCUGCUACUGGUGCUGAAACAACAUCUGAAGAAUCUAUAUGGCUUCUCAGACAGCAAAAUCCAGAAAUAUUCACCCACAGAAUCUGCCAAAGUAUACGACAAGGCUGUGAACAGGAAGUCUAAAGUGCACUUCAAUCCUCGUCAGACACUGGAUUACCUGAAGAGUGACAGGGACAACAUGGAUCUCAGCUAUGAGACCAAGAGGCAUAUUGUGAAACAGUAUUUGGACUUCAAGGUACUAAUGGACCACCUGGAUCAUGACGAAGAGGAUGAGGAGGGCGAAGCAAGUGCCAAUGCCAGAAACAAAGCCAUUACUUCGCUGCUGAAGGGCUCAAAACCUUCGAACCACAACCACAAUAAUCACACUGCUCCAAUGGAGACUGAUGAGGAAGAAAGUGAAGAUGAAGAUCCACCUGCGCGGAAACCAAGGAAAGGCGGGGAUUCUGCAGAGGAUUCAGGUCACAUGAACGAGACAGUGGAGGCCAUGGACGUCGUUGCCAUCUGCCGUCCCAAAUACAAAGACAGACCACAGAUUGCCAGGGUCAUCCAGAAGACCAAAAAUGGCUACAGCAUACACUGGAUGACUGGAUCUUACUCUGGGCCCUGGGCUGUGGCAAAGAAACGGGACGGUCGCAAAAAGGUGCCUUGGGUUGACACUAUCAAGGAGUCAGACAUUAUUUACAAGAAAAUAUCCUUGACAAGUGGACAUAAGCUGACGAACAAAGUGGCACAGACGUUACGGGCGAUAUACGCUGCCAAGGAGGGGACUAAGAGUUAAUCAGCUGACAGAAACCCCUUACAACCCAAAAAUAAAUUUAUGUGGAUCCAGUAUGUUAGAGGGAGAAGACGGACCUGGUGGAGGAAGAAGUAUUGAGAACACUUGUCUGUUUGAAUACAGAGAAAACACACAAGAAGCAAAUGUUUAGGAAAACAUUGUGUGGGAGUUCCUUCGCUGUUGUGCAGCAGCUUCGUUGUUUGAUUUUUACUCCCAUUGUAUCAUAGUUUAACUAAACACAUGUUUAUAUAUGAACAUAAUUCUGUAAAAAAAAAAAAACUGAAUGUUGGAAAUUAGUGCAUUGAUGAUGAUGUUCUUAAUAAAGUGUUUUUUGGAGUUUAAGCUAGCACCAGAUGGAUUUAUUCCCUUGACCUGAUCUCCAACAAGUUUUAACUCUUUUUUUUUUCGUUUGUUUAUUUCUUUACCCACACUGUGUAAUGGAGUAUCUUUGAUAUAAUUUAUUUAUGUUAAAAGCAGUGCAGUAUCUGUGCUUUUAUGCAGGGGAGGUUAUAUUGUUUUUAAUAUAGAUUUUGAUGUUAUAAAACACAGAGCAAGAAAAAAGUGACCCCUGCUCUUCUGGUGGAACAAAUACUGCAAUAAAUUUUUCUUAUGUCUUUGUUA